Molecule: messenger RNA, 4441 nt
Organism: Spea bombifrons (plains spadefoot toad)
Lineage: Eukaryota; Metazoa; Chordata; Amphibia; Anura; Pelobatidae
Gene: GLI2
Product: GLI family zinc finger 2
Exons: 13
Coding region: 3-4436 (1477 amino acids)
Biological process (GO): smoothened signaling pathway; regulation of transcription by RNA polymerase II
Cellular component (GO): nucleus
Molecular function (GO): RNA polymerase II cis-regulatory region sequence-specific DNA binding; DNA-binding transcription factor activity, RNA polymerase II-specific
Source: RefSeq, a predicted model, not a curated record
UUAUGGAGAAUUCUGGACCGGUGACCGCGGCGCUGAAAAAAGAGGCAAAAAGCUCCAUUCUGGAAGGAAAUGGAUUCUCAGAAGUGAUAAAGAAACCCGGGGGAUCUUCACAAGGAGCUCCAGCUCACGUCUUCCCCGCGUUUCACGCUCCAUUCCCGAUCGAUGUGAGGCACCAGGAAGGCCGUUAUCGUUACGAGGCGCACGGGAUACACGCCAUCCACGGUCCUCCGAAUCUCAGCGGCAGCCCUGUUAUUUCGGACAUUUCCUUAAUCCGCCUGUCUCCGCACUCCAUGGGAACCUCGGAAUUCGGCCAUAGCCACCACUUCAUGAGCCCCCACAUGGAGCAUUACCUGCGCUCGGUGCACAACAGUCCCACCCUGUCGGUGAUCUCGGCGGCUCGAGGGCUGAGCCCGGCAGAAGCGGCUCACGAGCACUUAAAGGAACGGGGGAUCUUUGGCUUGGCUCCUCCGCCACCUGGCAGCAACCCCGCCGACUACUACCACCAGAUGACCCUCUUGGCCGGCCACCCCAGUCCCUACGGAGAACUCCUGAUGCAGAGCGGAGCAGCGGGCGCUGCCACCCACUUGCACGAUUACCUCACCCCCAUGGACGUGUCGCGGUUUUCGAGUCCGCGUUUGACCCCCAGGCUGAGCCGGAAGCGCGCGCUCUCCAUCUCCCCGCUCUCCGACGCCAGCAUCGACCUGCAGACCAUGAUCCGGACCUCUCCCAACUCCCUGGUGGCGUAUAUCAACAACUCCAGGAGCAGCUCGGCGGCCAGCGGCUCCUACGGGCACUUAUCGGCCGGGGCUAUAAGCCCGGCCUUCGGCUUCACGCACCCCAUUAACCCCGCGGCGUACCAGCAGCUCCUGACCCAGCAGCGUAGCCUGAGCUCUUCCUUUGGACAUGCGCCCCUGAUUCACCCAUCGCCCACCUUCGCAUCGCGCCAGCAGGGGGCGCUCCCGACGGCCAAUCCGGCUCCCGCAGCCAACGGUCAUUCUGCUGCCGACUCCGCGCCGAACAAACCGAGCAGCGAGUCGGCCGUGAGCAGCACCGUCAACCAAGUGAUCCAGAAGCGCCAUAAAGUGAAGACGGAGGAGGAAGCGGAGAGGAGAGACUCACCGAGCCCCCCGGAUCCUCUGACGGAGCUGAAGGAAGACCUGGAUAAGGAUGAAUGCAGGCAGGAGCCGGAGGUCAUUUACGAGACGAACUGCCAUUGGGAUUCGUGCAGGAAGGAGUACGACACGCAGGAGCAGCUUGUACACCACAUCAAUAACGAGCACAUCCACGGGGAGAAGAAGGAGUUCGUGUGUCGCUGGCAGGACUGCACGCGGGAGCGGAAGCCGUUCAAGGCGCAGUACAUGCUCGUCGUUCACAUGAGAAGACACACGGGGGAGAAGCCUCAUAAAUGCACCUUUGAGGGCUGCUUUAAAGCUUAUUCCCGGCUGGAGAACCUAAAGACGCACUUACGCUCACACACCGGCGAGAAGCCCUACGUCUGCGAGCACGAGGGGUGCAAUAAGGCGUUCUCCAACGCUUCGGACCGCGCCAAGCACCAGAACCGGACCCAUUCCAACGAGAAGCCGUAUAUCUGUAAAAUCCCCGGCUGCACGAAGCGGUACACGGACCCCAGCUCUCUCAGGAAACACGUUAAAACCGUACACGGCCCGGAAGCGCAUGUCACGAAGAAGCAGCGCAAUGACAUCAUAUCCAGACCCGGCCCCAAGGAAAACGGGGACAGCGAAGCCGGCACCAACCACAGGAUCCAUGGAGAUCAAUCGGACGCAAACGGCGGCUCCAGAGCCCAGGGGGAUGCGUUCCACGGCAGAACCAUAAAGACCGAGGACAGCAUGCUCCACCAGUCCAGCCCCGGAGGCCAAUCGUCCUGCAGCAGCGAGCCGUCUCCGCUUGGCGGCUCCCACAAUCCUGACAGCGGAAUAGAGCUGCAUGGAGAGGGAGGCUUGGAAGACAUCUUUGGUCUGGAGGACGCCAGCCCCGUGGUGGAUUCCACCGUCUCCUGUGGAAAUGCCGGCGUCGGCCUUCAGCUCAGGAAACAUGGCGGCACCGCGGUGCAGAGGCUGGAGCAGCUCAAGAAAGAGAAACUCAAGACCGUGAAGGAAUCUUGCUCGUUCCUGAACCCGCCUGCCAGGAACACCAAGCUGCCGGCUAUCUCAGGAAACGGCCCUUUCAUUGAGAGCACCGGUGUCCCGAGCAGCCUGAUUCCCACCCACAGAAUCACGGAUUUUUCGAUGAACGACAUUACCGUCCUGAACCAGCUGAACGAGCGCCGCGACAGCACAACCAGCACGAUCAGCUCUGCCUACGCCAGCCGCAGGUCCUCCGGGAUCUCCCCGUAUUUUUCUAGCCGUCGCUCGAGUGAAGCCUCGCAGUUCGGCGGACGGCCAAACAACACCAGCUCUGCCGAUUCUUACGACCCGAUCUCCACCGAUGCGUCCAGAAGAUCGAGUGAUGCCAGCCAGCACAGCGGCCUGCCGGCCCUGCUCAACCUCACGCCGGCCCAGCAGUACCGGCUAAAGGCAAAGUAUGCGGCUGCAACCGGGGGCCCCCCGCCAACGCCUCUUCCCAACAUGGAAAGAAUGAGCUUGAGGAACAAGGUGUCCCUGCUGGAUGGACCCGACUUUGUGCCACCGCCAUUCAGGCAGACCGGAGGCCCGAGGAGAUGCAGCGAUGGAGGUGGGAAUCAUCUACACCCCAUGUAUCCUCACGAAAUUCCAGGGAACAGCUCCCGACGUGCUAGCGACCCGGUCAGGAGGGCUGGUGGACUCGAUAACCAGCUUCUCCCCAGGGCUCAGCGCUUCCACAGCAUGAAUGCCCUACAUCCACCACCAGCUAUGGAACGGAGGAACGGUGGACUUCAGCAGUACAACCGCUCUGACGGAAACCUUCACAGACAAGUCUAUUCUCCCCGGCCACCCAGCAUUAGCGAGAACGUCAUCAUGGAGGCCGUGUCAGCUGAUGUGGACGUUCCAGGUGGAGAUGACGACCUUGUUCUUCCAGAUGAUGUUCUUCAGUACCUCAGAUCUCAAAACCGAGGAGCACCAGAGCAGAAUCAGUCUUCGGAUUAUAAUAACCUCGCUCCGAAUUUCCAGGGCAACGUAAAGCCGUACAGUCAAAACGCGCAUGUCCAGAACAGGCUUCCCGGGGCUGACCCAAGCAGGGACUUCUCAAACUUUGGAGAAUGCUUAGGGCAGAAGAAUACCAUGCCGGUGCAGUGGAAUGAGGUCAGCUCAGGGACGGUGGAUGCGGCCGAGAUGCCAAAGCAGACGUUUAAUCAAAGCAAUUUAACGGUGAUGCCACAAAAGCAGAGCUUCGGCCAGUAUUCAAGCUUUGACCAGCAACCGGUCCAAGCGGCUCCGAACAAUCUGUCGGUGACCCAGCCGGGGUUUGUUCAGAGGAAUACCGGUACGAGCGAGCAGAGGUUUCAUCAUACGCAGCAAAGACAGCAGCAGAUACACCAGUACCAGAACGCCAACGUGGAUUUCAAUGCCCACCAGCGGUAUAAUCCCCCUCCGCACAUGCAGAACCCCAGGGGGGUAAAUGAGGGGCAGUGCCAGAUCGCGCCCUCGUGCAAUAACAUGGCGGAGAAGUCCGGUCUGCAAAUGAACCAUUUACAAAAUAACGCAUUAAGUCAUCACCAGGCGGCGCUGAACGGGAACCGGGAGACGGCGCACAGAAUAAAUCCUCAGAACUUUCUGUCCAAUAACUUCUGCCUGAACCGCGAGGCUCUGCACCCAGCAAACGCCUUCGCUGCCCAGAACCAGCAGAACGCGUUCGCCCCGCAGCAAAACAACGGGGCAGCUUCUGGGCAAGGGUUAAAUCACGGACUGUUUCAGCCGAGGCCCCCAGCUGCCCCUCGCCCCCCCGCCAGACCAAGAAGUAUCCACGCCGGACCUCAGGACGCUUACAUGCGGAGUCCGCACUCAGCGAAUGAGAUGAGUCCCGCUCAGCAAACGGCGGAGGCGACUCCAAAGCGAAGCAGUGAAGAGUCCGAGCCGCCGCCGCGCAUGAACGCCAAAGAGAACAGCUUGCUGUAUUACACGGGGCAAAUACAGAUGUACGAGCAGAACGCGGGUUUCGGAGCCGACUUGAACGCCUCGGGGCGGCCGGUGCAAGCGAUGCCAUCUCCGGGGGUUAAUCAGGUGACCAGCACGGUGGACUCGCACGGCCUGGAACCGCCUCCGGUCAUAGACUUUGAUGCGAUAAUGGAUGACGGAGACCAUUCGAGCCUCCUGUCUGGGACCCUGAGCCCCGGCCUCCUUCACAGCUUCUCUCAGAACUCGUCCCGCCUGACCACGCCGAGGAACUCGCUGACCCUUCCGUCCAUCCCAGCCGGCAUCAGCAAUAUGGCCAUCGGGGACAUGAGCUCCAUGCUGACCACGCUGGCCGAGGAAAACAAGUUCCUCAACAUGAUGGCGUAACUCAC